UGUGGAGAAGUAACAGCCCAUGGGAAAUGGCUUCUGGUGUCAGGGACGUGGCCACCGGUGCCUGGUGAGGAGAGCGCUGGGGCGGCUUGAGCAGCCCGGGCUCUCCUGUUCACCCCACGGUGGCCCAGGACUGUUCUGUCAGGAGAGGUUCAGAGUUCCAGGGCUGUUCUGUCCAUCAGGAGAGGUUCAGAGUUCCAGGGCUGUUCUGUCCAUCAGGAGAGGUUCAGAGUUCCAGGGCUGUUCUGUCCAUCAGGAGAGGUUCAGAGUUCCAGGGCUGUUCUGUCCAUCAGGAGAGGUUCAGAGUUCCAGGGCUGUUCCAUCAGGAGAGUUUCAGAGUCCUCUGUCACCGUGCUACUCUCAUCCCGCGGGUCUGAGCUCUGCUGGCUCCCCAGCGCCUGACCACGAGCUGCCUGCGACGCCGCUGCCUCUCCCUCCGGAGAGCACUGCUGGGUUCUGGGACAGCCCCUGGGACACAGCUGAGGCUCCUGCACCUUCUCCUCCCCUGGCAUGGCCUGUCCCAAGCCCUGCAGUCCCUCUCCAGCCUCUGCCAGGCAAGGCCAAGCGGGACAGCGAGCCGUGGGCCGGCUGGAUCUGCUCCAGGAGGCGCAGGGCCGGCUCCUUCCCCGCCACCAGUCAAAGUGCUGAGCUUUCGCUGAGGUAUAUCAAUCAUCUGCAACACGCCAGGAACCAAACCUCCGCUUCCAUCUCAUUUCCCCUUUCUAAACCUCUCUGGGGGACGUCCAAACACUCAAAGCAAGGACUGGAGACAAAUGGCUUUGCCCUUCCGAGGCUGUCUCCGUCAGCUUUGCCUUCCAAACGCCUUCUCCACCCCUGCACCUGGACCUGCACCCUGUCCCACCCACGCAGCCUCACGCCAGCGCCGCUCUUCAGCUGGAGCAGUGGCGUUUCCAUCACCCUGGUGUGAGAUCUUCACAGUA
Messenger RNA from Cyanistes caeruleus (blue tit), 938 nucleotides. Lineage: Eukaryota; Metazoa; Chordata; Aves; Passeriformes; Paridae. The record is from RefSeq and is a predicted model, not a curated record.